Molecule: messenger RNA, 2663 nt
Organism: Myotis davidii
Lineage: Eukaryota; Metazoa; Chordata; Mammalia; Chiroptera; Vespertilionidae
Gene: STRA6
Product: stimulated by retinoic acid 6
Exons: 18
Coding region: 63-2063 (666 amino acids)
Biological process (GO): vitamin A import into cell
Cellular component (GO): plasma membrane
Molecular function (GO): retinol transmembrane transporter activity; signaling receptor activity
Source: RefSeq, a predicted model, not a curated record
UCACAUCUGUAGACUUUUUUCCCCCUCUUCUUGUCUCGGGGUCAGAGGAGAAGAGCCAGAGAAUGUCCAGCGCAGCAGGGAACCAGACCUCCUCUGGGGCCACAGAGGACUAUUCCUACGGCAGUUGGUACAUCGAUGAGCCCCAGGACAGCCAGGAGCUGCAGCCUGAAGGGGUAGUGCCGUCUUGCCACCCCAGUGUGCCGCCUGGCCUCCUCCAUACCAGCUUGGCUGUGCUGUCGGUGGUUGUGUUGCUGCUGCUGGCCCUGCUGGUGAGAUGCCGGCAGCUCUGGCCCCAUGGCGGACACAGCAGGUCCGGGCUGCCCAGCGCUGUGGACUUCCUGACUAUGGAUGGGCCCUGGACCGUGCCCGCUGCUAUCUUUAUGGUCCUCUUCAGCUCCCUGUGUCUGCUGCCCUUGGCUGAGGCCCCGCUGCCCUUCCUCACCCUGACUUCACCAUCCAGCCGAGAUGGGAAAACUGAGGCUCCAAGAGGACCCUGGAAGAUGCUGGCUCUGCUCUAUUACCCUGCCUUCUACUACUCCUUGGCCGCCUGUGCCACAGUCAGGCAUGCAGCCGCCCACCUGCUCGGCAGUGUGCUGUCCUGGGCUCACUUUGGUGUCCAGGUCUGGCAGAAGGCAGAGUGUCCCCAGGCGCCCAAGAUCUACAAAUACUACUCCCUGCUGGCUUCCAUGCCUCUCCUUUUGGGCCUUGGAUUCCUGAGCCUUUGGUACCCGGUGCAGCUUGUGAGAAGCUUCAGCCAGAGGACAGGAGUGGGCUUGGAGCGGCUGCAAAGCAGCUACCCUGAGGAAUAUCUGAGGACCCUCCUUUGCCUGAAGAAGCUGAGAAGCAGCUCCCACACAUCCAAGCAUGGCUUCCUGUCUCAGGCCUGGAUCUGCUUCAGACACUACAUCUACACUCCACAGCGAGGAUUCCGACUCCCACUGACGCUUGUGCUUUCAGCCACCCUGACAGGGACGGCCAUUUACCAGGUGGCCCUGCUGCUGCUGGUGGGUGUGGUACCCACCAUCCAGAAAGUGAGGGCGGGGAUCACCACGGACGUCUCCUACCUGCUGGCCGGUUUUGGGAUUGUGCUCUCAGAGGACAGGCAGGAGGUGGUGGAGCUGGUGAAGUACCACCUGUGGGCUCUGGAAGUUUGCUACAUCUCAGCCUUGGUCCUGUCCUGCUCACUCACCUUCCUCAUGCUGACCCGCUCGCUGGUGACACACAGGGCCAAUCUGCAAGCGCUACACCGAGGGGCUGCCCUGGACCUUGGCCCCCUGCCUCAGAGCCCUCACCCCUCUCGCCAGGCCAUAUUCUGUUGGAUGAACUUCAGCGCUUACCAGACUGCUUUUACCUGCCUUGGGCUCCUGACACAGCAGAUCAUCUUCUUCCUGGGGACCAUGGCCCUGGCCUUCCUGGUGUUUAUGCCUGUGCUCCAUGGCAGUAACCUUCUGCUCCUCCAAUCACUGGGGUCCUUGUGGCCUUUCUGGCUGACCUUGGCCUUGGCUGUAACUCUGCAGAACAUGGCAUCCCACUGGGUCUUUCUGAAGACUCACCAUGGAUGGCCAGAGCUGACCAACCGCUGCGCACUCUAUGCAGCCACCUUCCUUCUCUUCCCCAUCAACGUGCUGGUGGGCGUCAUGGUGGCCAUCUGGCGAGUGGUCCUCUCUGCCCUCUACAAUGCUGUCCACCUUGGUCAGAUGGACCUCAGCCUGCUGCCACCUGGAGCUGCCACUCUUGACCCUGGCUAUCGCACAUACUGCAACUUCUUGAAGAUUGAAGUCAACCAGUCGCAUCCAGGCAUGAUAGCCUUCUGUACCCUGCUCCUGCGAACACAGAAGCCCCGGCCCCAUCCGGCCCCCCAGGAUGGCCUCAGACUUGGAAUGGAAGAAGAAGGGAUGCAGCUGCUGCAGAUCAAUGACCCUGUGGCCAAGGGAACAGGGCCCAGAGCCCGCCAAGGCAGGGCUCGCUGGGGUCUGACCUACACGCUGCUGCACAAUCCAGCCCUACAGACCUUCCGGAAGAGGGCCCUGUCAGGUGCCCGGGCCAAUGGCACCCAGCCCUGAGGAGGGAACGCCAAGGCAUGUGUCUCCAUCUGUGCGCUUGCUUCCCCUCUUCCCAGCCCAUCCCUUCCCUGGUUCUCCCAGCAUUGCCCCAACCAUGGUAGGCUCUUAGCUUAGCACCAGCUCUGCCAGCAGGUCCCAGGAUCAGGAUCCCAGUGACCAGCCCCCAAGGCUGGAGGUCACUGUGGUUGAGUGGAGGUUGUCUGCAUUGUGAGCCUUGAGAGAGGGCUCUAUUCUGCUCCCUUGGCCUUGGGAAGCUAAGGGCUCUGAAGAAAGCAAUCAAUGGUUUAGGCCCUUGGUCCAGGAGCCAAUGGAGCCAGAAAAGCUAUAUCCAGGUCCCUCCCCUCACUGGCCCUGCUGCCAGCCUCCAGGGCCUCACUGAAGCUUUCUGCUGACCUGGAUUGGUGAUUCUAGCUGGGACAGCCUCGCUCCAGCAGCCCAGGAGAAAGCGAGUGGGAUCCUACUGGCAACAAAGUCAGAGCUCGCACAAGGCCCCACACCAAGCUGCCCACACUUGAGAGCUGAUAUUUUUCUAGUUGGUAUGCCUUUAGAUAUUAUAAAAGAGGUCAGUGUGCUCCCUGCAAUAAACUUGUCCUUGAGAAA